Messenger RNA from Vombatus ursinus (common wombat), 2128 nucleotides. Its product is annotated as zinc finger protein 383-like. Gene Ontology annotation, biological process: negative regulation of transcription by RNA polymerase II. Gene Ontology annotation, molecular function: DNA-binding transcription repressor activity, RNA polymerase II-specific. The coding region runs from base 281 to 2026 and encodes 581 amino acids. The transcript is spliced from 5 exons. NCBI's taxonomy places the organism in Eukaryota, Metazoa, Chordata, Mammalia, Diprotodontia, Vombatidae. The record is from RefSeq and is a predicted model, not a curated record.
GUCACACAGGACAGAUACUCGGGGAGCAUCCAUUGUGCCCAGAGCACUGGCUGAGACUGGACAGACUCACGGAACAGUCACUUCCCCGGAGCAUAUCAGGUAACCAGGCCCACAGCAGUGGGGCUUGGAAGGAAGUGGGUCCUCCCAUUGUACCUACAAUGAGGGGUGAGGAAUUCCAGGAUGAGCUAAUGGGAGAACCUUGGAAUACAGGUAGUCUGUCUCCAUUCCUUUCUCUCCCCUCAGCCUUGCUGGUUCCUCGGGUUCCUGCUGACUGUCUGAGAUGAGCCCAGGAGACCAAGUCAUAGUGGCCAGCCCCCUGCCAUCUGGGCCCCAGGUGUCUGUGAUGUUUGAAGACGUGGCCGUGUACCUCACCGAGGAGGAGUGGGGCUGCCUGAGUCCUGCUCAGAGAGGUCUCUAUAAGGACGUGAUGCUGGAGAAUUAUGGGAACCUAGUCUCACUGGGAUUUCCAGUGUCCAAACCUGACGUGAUCUCCCAGCUAGAGCGAGGGGAAGAGCCAUGGGUUCUCAACAUGCUGCAGAGGGCAGAAAAGAGAGAGAUUUUGAGAGGCAGCUGCUCAGAUUAUGUAGCCAAGACUCAGAACAUAGAGCUGUCUCUAAAGAAUGAAAUUUCAGAAGAAAUGGAAUCACAGUGGCUGAGAGCAGAAAAAAUCACAAGGGAUGUUUCCAAGGGACUAAGGCUUAGAGAAGCCUGGGAAAGUGAGGCCAUAUUAUGGAGAGAUGAAGGAAGUCACACUGUGGAGAGAUUAAAGAAAUCUCUUUCCAAAGAGAAUAGUUUCAGGCCAAUGUUAAUCAUCCAGGAAAAAAUCUCCAUAGUAGAGGGAGAGCAGAAACAUGACAAAUGUGGAAGAAUCUGCGAUCAGAAUUCAAACACUGUUUCAUACGAAGGAUUUCCUAUAGGAGAAGAACACCAUCAAUGUGAUAUAUAUGAUCAAAACUUCAAACAUAAUUCACAUGUUAACAACAUAUCUGAAAAGCCAUGUAAAUAUAAUGAUUCUGGAAACUUCUUCAAUUGUAAUUCAACCUUUAAUGUACAACAGAGGAUUCAUUCUGGAGGGAAGCCUCGUGAAUGUAAUGAAUGUGGGAAAGCCUUCAAAGGGAGUUCAGACCUUAUUAGACAUCAAAGAUAUCACACUGGAGAGAAGCCCUAUGAGUGUAAUGAAUGUGGGAAAGCUUUCAUUCAGAUUUCUAACCUAAUUCAGCAUCAGAGAAUUCAUACUGGAGAAAAACCCUAUGAAUGUAGUGAAUGUGGGAAAGCUUUCAUUCAGAGCUCUAACCUGAUUCGACAUUACAGAAAAUGCCAUGGAGAAAAACCCUAUGAAUGCAAUAAGUGUGGGAAAGCCUUCAGUGAACGCUCAAUCCUUAUUGAACAUCACAGAAUUCAUACUGGAGAAAAACCCUAUGUAUGCAAUGAAUGUGGAAGAGCCUUUGUCCAGAGCUCAAACCUUAGUCAACAUCAGAGAAUUCAUACUGGAGAAAAACCCUAUGUGUGUGAUGAAUGUGGGAAAGCCUUCAGGCAGAGCACUAACCUUAUUCAACAUCAGAGAACACAUAAUGGAGAGAAACCUUUUGAAUGUAGUGAAUGUGGGAAAGCCUUCAGACAGAGCUCACACCUUCGUCAACAUCAGAGAAUACAUAACUUUCAACACCAGAUAAUACAUAAUAGAAGGAAACCUUAUGAAUGUAAUGAAUGUGGAAGAGCCUUCAGUCAAAAUGCACAUCUCAUUCAACACCAGAGAAUUCACACUGGAGAGAAACCCUAUGAAUGUGGUGAAUGUGGCAAAGCCUUCAGUGCACAAUCUACACUUAUUCAACAUCAUAGAAUUCACACUGGAGAGAAACCCUAUGAAUGUAAUGAAUGUGGGAAAGCCUUCAGGCAGAGAACACAACUUAUGGAACAUCAGCGAAUUCAUACUGGGGAGAAACCAUAUGAAUGUAGUGAAUGUGGAAAAACUUUUAAUCAUAGCUCCAACCUUAUUCACCAUCGGAGAAUUCACACAAAAGCAUAGUCUUAUGAGUGAGAUCUUUCAAAAAUUCUUUUUAAAAAUUGUUCAACUCACAUUGUGCCUCUACUCCCUGUUGUGCCUCAGAGACCACCCCCAGGGCCACAG